AUGCGCCUCGGCACGACGCCGACGUGGGCCGCGAUCUGCGUCGCCGCCGGCUUCUUGCUCACGGUGUUCCACACGCAGGUGCACGACGAGCUCGUGCUGCUGACGCCGGGCCUCGCGCACGCGUCGCACCGCUUCGGCGGCCUGCGCGCGGCUUUCGGCGCCGCGCCCAUGGCCGUGGCGCCGCGCGAGGACCUCGAGGCCUUCGCCGAGCGCAAGAGCUACGCGCGGCGCCUCGACAAGGAGGUCUACCGCGCGUGCGCGACGGAGCCCCGGCCGGCGCCCGCGCGCGCGUGCGCGCCGGCGGCGGGCGCCGUGCGCCUCUUGCAGUAUAACGUCUUCCGCAUGGUCGAGCGCGGCGCGUCGGAGCUCGUCGGGUCCUGGCUCGACGCGCGCGGCGACGACUACGUCACGCUCAACGAGCUCAACGGCUUCCACAACGAGAGCGAGUUCGCGGCCUGGGCCGGGCGCCACGGCUUCGCCCGGGCCUGCUUCCUGCCGGCGGCGAGCAACUACAACGUGGGCUUCCUCGCGCGCAGCGACGCCACGUGCGCCUGCGUCGCGGCGCGCUUCGACGGCUUCGCGCACGGCGUCCUGCACGCGGCGUGGAAAUCAAAUAUUCAACCCGACUUCAAUGUGCUGCACGCGGCGUGCGGCGACGCGCACUUCUUCGUGACGCACCUCACGCCCUUCGACGUCGCGUCGCGGAGCCGCGAGGCGCGGGCCAUCGCCGUCAUGGCGCGCGACGCGCUCCGCGGCGCCGGGGACCGCGCGCGCGCCGUCGUCGCGGGCGACCUGAACAGCCCGCCCGUCGCGCGGCCCUACGCCGGCGACCUGCCCGUGGAGCUCCGCGCGCUGGCGAACGAGGGCCUGCGCGCGCGGCUCGCGCGCAAGUUCCUCGUGCCCGGCGGCGCGACGCUCGACCCCUACGUCGGGCGCGUCUUUCGGGCCGCGGGGCUCCGCGACGCGUGCGCGACCGACGGCGCGGGCGACGACGCCGCCGACGGCUGCGCGCCGUCGAUCCCCACGGACGUCGCCAGCGACAACUCGCACGCGCUGACGACGCGCCUCGACUACGUCUGGCUCGGCGGCGCCUGGCGGGGCUGCGGCUGCGGCGCGCCGUGCGCGGCGACGGUGCGGAACCCGAUCACGGACGUGCUCAGCGACCACUACCCCGUCGAGGUCGUCGUUUCCGCGCGGCCCGAGCCGCCCGCCGUCGACGCGCCGCUCCCGGAGCCCUACGCGCCGUCCGAGACCGCGAAGAGGAAGCCGCCGCGGAAGGCGCCGCCGCCGGGGCAGCAGCGGCCGCCGCCGGCCGCGCGCGGACGCCGCCGCCCGCUCGCGGCGGCGGCCGCGCGCGCGCUCGUCGCGAACGACGGCUUCAGCGCGCGCGAGCGGGACCUCGCCUGCGGCUGGGCGCGGUCCUUCGAGGCCAAGUACGAGCCCGCGCGGCGCCGCGCGGCGCGGGCGCGCGCGGACCACGGCGCGGAGUGGGCGGCGAAGGCGCGCGUCGUCGACGCCGAGCCCGGCCGCGGCGCCUGGGUCCCGACGCGCGCGAAGCUCGGCGACGGCUGCCACGCCGCCUGCGGCGCGCGGCGGCCGGCGGGCAACGGGUCCAUCGCCGGCGGCUUCUGCGUGCGGCCGCGGCUCGCCGACGGGAGCUUGGCGACGUGCGCGCGGCUCACGGCGGCGUUCGGGUGCCCCUUCGGCUGCGCGGCCCGCGACGGCAAGGAGCUGCCGGCCUUCGUGGCCGAGGCCGACGCCGACGACGCCGGCCGCUGCCUCCUGCCCGCGGCGGACGUGCGCCGCCGGCGGACCCCCCCGCUCCCCGCCGGGCGGGCCCUCGCGGACAUCGUCGGCGGACGGCGGCCGGCGAACGCGUCCGCGCUCGCCCGGCGCCAAAAGGACUUCCCGGCUUCCGCGGCGCGCCGCGGCCGCGCGCUCCUCGCGAAGCAGCGCGUCGCCGUGGGCCGCGUCGCCGGGUCGCGCCGGGUCGUGUCGUCGAAGCGCGUCCGGAAACCCGCCGGGCUGCCGCCCGUCGACCUGCGGGACCACCUCGAGGACGACCAGUUCUCGCCGCCGCCGCCGCCGAAGAAGAAGCCGCGGCGCAAGGCGACGGCGCUCCAGCCCCCGUUCCUCGCGAAGCACGGCUUCGUGCAGCACCCGAAGAAGCAGGCCGACGCCUGCACGCCGGCGCACCCGGUCACGGCGCGGCUCUGCCCCUGCGCGGCCGCGGCGACGUUCGUCGGCGCGCGCGGCGCGAGCUGCGCGGCGACGUGCGGCGCCGCGGGCCUCGCCUGCCACGACGACGUGCUGCGCGCCUUCAACGACGUCGCCUGCCUGCCCAACUCGGGCCAGGCGCCGGCGUCCGUCAGCGGGGCCGCGCGGUUCCACGUGCUCCCGCUGCCCACGGAGCCCUUCACGGAGACGAGCCCGGCGCGCGCGCUCCCGGCCCUCGUCCCGGGCACGCCCAAGCACCCCGACGCGCCGGACGGCGAGCACACGUGCCUCGCGGCGUCCAACGACGCGCGGCCCUACCUGUCCUGCGCCGCGGCGAGCCCGGACCUCGAGCGGCUCUGCCCCUGCUCGCCGACGGGCGACGACGCCGGCGAGGGCGACGACGGCGGCGCGGCAGUUCUCCUCGCGAACUGCGCGUUCCUCCUCAAGCUGCUCCUGGCCUCGCCCGCGCUCCUAGCCUGGCUGCUGCUGCGCUGCUGGUCCUGGCUCACGAACGCCCUCAGCAAGGCCACCGCGUCGCUCGCGCGGCCGGUCAUGGCCGGCCUCGCCGAGGCCUUUGACGCCGUGCUGUCGGAGGCGCCCGACGGCGCGCGCUGGGGCGGGCGGCCGGCGCGACCGAGCGCGAUGCAGCGGGCCUACGACGACGCGUCGGCGCGGAUGGCCGCGCGGCUUCGCGCCUACGAGUCGGCCGAGGCGCCCCGGGCGCGGACGCCGUCGCGCACGAUGAUGUCGAGCCCGUCGGCCGCGCGCCUCGACGCGGCGGCGGCGGACGCGUCGCUCGAUCGGACGCGCGCGCUCAUGGGCACGUCCUGGACGAACCGCCUCGCGGCGCUCCUGCCGCCCGCGUGGACCGUCGGCUCCUGCUGCGGCGACGACGACGGCCGCGCGGCGGCGCGGUUCGAGCCGGCGCACCUCGACCGCGUGGAGUGCACGCGGCUCCGCGCCGCGACGCUCCGCUACCAGCCCGGGUCCGGGCGCCUCUUCGGCCUGGAGCUCGAGACGCGGAACGACGACGACGGCUUGGUGAUCCACGCGCACGGCGUGGGCGCCUCCUCCCGGCCGGCGACGGACCCGAACGACGGCGAGCUCUCGGAGCGCGUCAAGGUGUCGCUCUGGGGCGGCGACGCGGACGAGGACUGGAUCUCGGAGCGCGCGGAGCUGGCGAGGGGCGAGCACGUCGUCGCCGUCCACGGCUUCGCCCAGCGCACGAAGCUCUACGGGCUCGUGCUCGAGCUCAACAGCGGGCGCAUGGUCGGGCGGCCCUACGUCGACGGGUCCACGCGCAUGUCGCCCGUGCGGCUCGAGGCGCCGCGGGGCCUCGCGGUGCGCGGCUUCUACGGCCGCGUCGCGGCGGACCACGUCUCGGGCCUCGGCAUCCUCUGCGGGCCGCCGGCGCCCGUCGCCUGGUCGCCCGCGCGGCCGGAGCGGUUCUCCGACCUCGCGACCGCGCGCGCCGCGGCCGUGCUCGCGCUCGCGGAGGACCCGCGGAACCUGCGCUUCGGGCGCCUCCCGACCGCGCUCGUCGAGGCGAUCCUCGCCUGCGCGCUGGCGCUUUUUGACGACUAA
Molecule: messenger RNA, 3801 nt
Organism: Aureococcus anophagefferens
Lineage: Eukaryota; Pelagophyceae; Pelagomonadales; Pelagomonadaceae
Exons: 3
Coding region: 1-3801 (1266 amino acids)
Molecular function (GO): catalytic activity
Source: RefSeq, a predicted model, not a curated record